Messenger RNA from Ornithodoros turicata, 6023 nucleotides. RefSeq lists its product as uncharacterized. The transcript has 2 exons. Gene Ontology annotation, molecular function: protein binding. Lineage: Eukaryota; Metazoa; Arthropoda; Arachnida; Ixodida; Argasidae. The record is from RefSeq and is a predicted model, not a curated record. Bases 47 to 5884 code for a protein of 1945 amino acids.
UUCCCUUGCUCUGUGGUACGGAAUUUCUCUCUUCAACUCCAAGGACAUGGCUUCGACACCUGAAUUUGAUCUCAACAUGGAAAGGUCGCCACAGUGGGAAGACGUCAGGAAGGAAAUGCACGAAGCCAUUGCGGCGAAAGACGAGGCUCGUGUUCUAAAGUGCCUGGAUGCUGCACCUGCAUUGAAACUGUGGUUGGAUCCUGUCACAAAAAAGUCAGCUCGUUACAAAGCAGUCAAAGAGGCAGCCUUCAAUAUUCAUGGCCUUUUAGUCUCGCGGGAAUGUGGACUCAAGAACACCGAAGAAUCUUCAUGUUACUGGUACCUCUCACCCCUUAUACAAGCUGAAAUUCGUCGUCAACGAUAUUACACCACAGAAUGCGAGGACUCUUACAUCGACUAUUUGAAAAGCAAAUCACUGAGCGUCACCAGAUGUGAUGACUUCGGUGUACGAUUGGAGAAGAUGUUUAAGCAGCUCUCCAAUGAUGAAGUAAACAGUAUUAUUCUCAAAGUGGCUGCAAGAGCGCCACACCUGGAAAUUAGGUUCGACUACAACAGUGAAAAUGUUGAAGGGAUCACGGGAAGCUGCAGUCGAGGCGUCGCCGGCCUUACUUUCUACAAAGAACAAAGAGUUUUCAUCGGAGGCCGAGGUGAAGAAACCGAAGUCUGGGGAACACUUAUUCACGAGUUAUGUCAUAUGGCACUUUACCUCGUGUACAGGAAUGAUGGCAAGCCAUAUUACAGGGACGAUAAGGAGCGGGAGAAGCAAUACAGUGACAUCAUGAAUGACAUAAAAUCGAGGCAAGAAGAUAUGAACCUUCUCAUCCAACAAGCUUUUAUGGACAGAAAUGAAGAAGAAGAGUUAAUUGUACGGAUUCCUCACGUUCUGGUUCAACAUGGUUGCGACGAAGGUCAUAGGAUUCUGGAACGGGAAGUACCCGAACUACUCAAUUUUUUCAAGGACCAUGUCAUCCGGGACGUGCAGGAAUACAUUCACAGUGGAAUCCCUUCAGCAGACGCAGAAAAGAUCAAAGAAGAAAACGCUAGACUCCAAAGAUCUUUCAACGUUGGCAAACUUGACGUCAAAUUCGAGAAACCAUUAAAGAAGAGUAUCUGGAAAGAAGGGCCGCUUCACGUACUUACCGGUCCAGAGCUGGGUCUUCUGGAAAUAAUGGUUCACAACGCUGUGAAAUCUUCGGGCCAGCCAUACUUGUUCUUCGAGACAUCCCAGACGGACUGGACAGAUGUGUUAGUGGUCUACAAAUGUGCAUUUGUGCUCGUGACGGUCCGUCCUAACACAAACUUCGGACGGGGCCUCAGAUUUUUGAGUGAAGUGUCCAGUGUGACUGGAGUGAAAGUCAUCUUGCUUGUGGAAGACAGUGGCAAGGAUGACUUGUUGAAGCAAGUGGAAGAAGCACUUUUUGACAAGAAACCUUUAGUGUCUAACGUCCAUGAAGCGAGUUUGGAGCAUGUCGCGAAUAGCUGCAAAGCAGAAGUCUUCAAAAAAUCUCGCGUAGAACUUCAGGGCAGAUAUGUUUCUGGCUUUCCUGAAGCAAUGAAUAUCGACACCUUCUUACGUUGUGUAGACACUUCGGUUUUCCUAAAGCUGUGUGAAUCACUGUACAUUGAUGUGGGACCUCCCCUUCAUGAACUAGAAGAAAGUGUUAAGAACUGUUAUGUGGAGCGAGUGUUUACAAGGGCUGUGAAAAUUGACCUGAAAAAGUGCAGACUGGACGACAACAAUGAGGCUUUCGCUCUUUUGGGGUGUCCGGAUGAUUGUGCUACAAAACUUGUACCUCAAGGUUAUCAGGCAAAACAUCAGGAUAAUUUAGAGAGUUUUGAAAAAUUUGUGGUCCUUCAGGAGCCACGUGACUAUGAAGCUCUCCUACGAAAUAAUAACUACAGAGGGAAGGUGGUGCAUCUGUUCCGGAUCAGUGAAUCUGGUGAGGGACUGGUGUGGAUUAAAUCAAAUGGCCCUCUCAGUCACCUUCCAAUGACGGGAAGUGACGAUUACACGACAGAGGCGUUGCUGAAAGUGUCUGAGAAGGUCGUCCUCGUCACUGGUGCACCUGGUAUGGGAAAGAGUGUGUUGGCAUCUCAGUUGUGUACAGGAUUAAAAACUCGAAACAAGAAGCGAUGGGUGCUCUACGUUGACCUUCCUCAGAGAAUGGCAUUGGUUAAAACUGCAUCGCCUAGUCUGGAAUAUCUAGCGGAUAUGUGCAAAGUAGGAAAAAAUGGUCUGGAGUUCGCUUUGUUCGAAGGAAGCUUGAUCAAUGGAAGCCCUUUCGAGGUCGUCGUCAUGUUGGAUGGCGUCGAUGAAGUCAAUGAGAAAUGUCGAGAGUGUGUGGUGGAACUUGUACAGUUUCUAGCUAAGAGAAAAGUUUACAAGGUGUACAUUUUUACUCGCACUGUGUUUAAGCACCAUGUACAAGAUGCCUUGCACACAGUGUCAUACGAUCUCGUUCCUUUUUCUGAUGAAAACCAGAAUGAAUUCCUCACAAAAUAUAGGGCCCAAAGAGGAACUCCGGCCACCAGGAAUGACGCAUUUCUACAAAAAUUCCAGCAACUGUACAGAAUGUUGAAGGAGAAAAACAAGACAAUCCUGGAAACCCCUCUCCUACUUCGUAUGAUGGCUCAGAUGGAAAGCGGGGAAAUUACGAAGUCGGACGAUUUCUCUUCACUGCUUAAUAUUGCUGACAUUUCUGCUGGUGGAAGUAUAUACACUGUACACAUCUACAUGAUGUUUGUCGAGUACAAGCACCUUGUGCACCGAAAAGAAAAAGUGAAGGAAAACAUCUCCCUAAGUGCUGUGCGAGGGGACAACCAUGACUUGAAGUCUUCAUUCUACACAAACCAUUGUCUCCUCGCUAUGAAGUGUAUAUUUCAUUCUGAUGACUUGAAAGCCUUAUUGAAUGAAGACGAAUUAGAGCGGUUAGAUCCCGAAGGGAAUUUCAUCACCGGCGUUGAUUCUUUCAAAGAAGGUUUUGUGAAUAGAAUUAACGAUGGAGGAAUUCCCGAGUUCGUUCAUAAGACUUUUGCCGAAUUUUUCGCAGCUCACUACCUGUUGGAAAGGGCAAAAGGAAUAAAAAAAUCCGGGUUUACGGAAAACGUCGUCGGAUUGUAUGGUAAAGAAGACUACGAGGAUGUAAUGCUGUUGUUCGAUGAACUGGCGUCGGCGUCCUAUCCACUUCACUCUGCUGUAAUAAACAACGACGCUUCAUAUUUUGAGCAAUGUGAUAUUCAAACAGAAGACAUGCUCGUUGUCGAUGAGAUCAAAAGGACGCCAUGGCACGUAGCAGCCCUGCAUUCCGAUAAAGCAACAUUGAAGAUGCUUCCAAUGGAUGAUGCACUAAUCCAGAAUGAUUUGCUUAAUAUGUCACCGUUGGGGUACGUGGAACUCUUUUCCCCAUUGAUGAAAGUUUUGUUGAUUGGGACUUCAGCUGUGAGAGACAGACUCGACGUAUUAUGCGCUCGAUGCAGUGAGGAAGCAGUGAGACGUUCUACCCAAAAUCUGCGCAGGUGUAAAACUUUCGAGCAAAAAAGACGUUUUCUAGAGCGAGCAAUACUCACGGCUGUGAUUGACGACCUACCAGGCGUUUUAGAUGUGUAUCUGAGCUAUGCGUCUCCGAGAGAGAGUACACGAGAACUUGACAGAGACACCAUGGACCAAUUAGAAUCACGCAAGAAACGAAGCUCGACAUGUUCUGCAGAGCCUCAGGCAAUUGAAGAUAUCGAUGAUAUCAGAGACGAUGACAAUAGAACUGUUCCUUUUUACGCAGAGUCGGAGGUUGUUUGUAAAAUGCUCCUUCCUUACUGCGAUAUGAGAAUUCUUGAUAAGGAUGGAAACACAAUGUUGCACAUUAGCGCGGAAGAAGGAAAUCUGGAGACAACACAGUUUCACCUCGCACAUUUAUCCGUUAACAAUAGAAAUGGACUCUUUCAAACUCCUUUACACUUGAGUGAAGAUGCAGAGAUUGUGAAGCUACUUCUUCCUCUUUGUCCCUCAGUGAAUGUUCUCGAUUAUGAGCAACAAACUCCGAUGGAUAUAUGUGCAAAGAGAGAUGAUUUGGAGGUCAUGAAGUUGUUACUUCUUCGCACUCGGACAUGUGACGCACAUCACAUGAGACUGAACACAACGCUUCAUGAGGCUUCAGGAUCUCAUUCCCUUAAAGCUGUGACGUUUCUUCUACCUCACACAAAUGUGCACAUGCUUAACUACGUAGGAAAAACGUGCUUAGACGUUGCUUGGACAAGUUGGGUAUAUGAGUCGAGUUCGGAUUUCGACGUUGUGAGGUGUCUCAUCCCGCACUCGCUUGUGAACUCACCUGAAACGUCCGACUCAUCACCGUUGUACGUCUGGGCGAAACGUGGUGGAACGAAAGUGAUGCAAACUCUAUGGCCUUAUUUGCGACACAGUGACCCUAGGCAUGCACAGAGGAUCAGCAGAAGAUAUGUGGAUGUGGACGUGAAUUGGGAUUUCCAAAAAGAAAUUUAUUGUCUGAAACUUCUCUUCCUCCAUUUAGAUGACAUCGCUGAUGAUCGUUAUAGCCGUAAACUGCUACAUUAUAUGGCCAAGGACAAGCUAAGUAGGAUAGAAGAAGUAAAUUACAUUAAGUACGUGAAGAUGUUACUGCCGCAUUUAAAUAUCAGUGAGCAGGAUUAUGUAGAACGUGGAGUAAAAAAUGAGGACAUCGUUACCUUAUAUCGGAGAUGGUCGGACACGAAUAACACCGAUGAUCCCCACAUUGACGAUGUGGACACGGAAAUGGUCGACGACGAUGGCAAUACGAAGUUCCUAAUAGAAGCAGAGGAAGGUAAUGUGGAAGCUGUGGAACUUCACCUCUCACAUUCAUCCGUGUGCUUUACAGAUGAAAAAGAGAACACUGCAUUGCACUUGAGCGCGUUCAACGGACACACAAAUGUGGUGAAGUUUCUCAUUCCUUUCUAUACAUCAGUGGACAUGAUCAAUGUGCUUCGGAAAACGCCCAUGCAUGUGUGCGCCUCAAAUGGACAUCUGGACGUUGUAAAGUUAUUAUUACUCCGCUCUGGAAUGAGUUUCCGUGACAAGAAUGGAAGGACGCCUCUUCACUUGGCCUGUGAAAGUGAUGCCGUUGACAUCGUGAACUUCCUUCUUCCGCACUCAUUCCCUAAUAUGCACGACAUAUACGGUAGCACAUCCUGCGCUCUUUCCGCUAGAAGAAGGAAAAUGAAUGUUCUGAGAUGCCUCAUCCCACACUCUCUUAACUGUCCUGAUUGCACGGGCGAUUCACCAACGCACAUCUGUGCAGGUCAUUAUAUGAGCGAAGAACUGGUGACAUUAUUGCCAUAUUCUAGUGAUCAUGAAACUGCGACUUUAUUGACGCCUCCCAUGUUGUCAUUUUAUGAGGCCGCUAUGAGUACGGGAGCUACGCGUUGUCUGAAACUUAUGUUACUCCACUCAGAUGUCUGGGUAGUAGAUCGGUGUUUCCUUGAAACACUCGACUACGACUCUUACAGUGAUGUAUUCUGGAAUCUAGAAGAUACUUGCAUUGAAGAGUCUGAUACAGAGAGUGAUCUAUUCUCGAGUCUAGAAGAGACUUCCAUUGAAGAGUCUGAUGCAGAGAGUGAUCUAUUCCCGAGUCUAGAAGAGACUUCCAUUGAAGAGUCUGAUGCAGAGAGUGAUCUAUUCUCGAGUCUAGAAGAGACUUCCAUUGAAGAGUCUGAUGCAGAGAGUGAUCUAUUCUCGAGUCUAGAAGAGACUAACAGAAUCCUGAAUUAUAUUUCUCUCUUGCUUCCUCAUACAAAAGUUUUUGCUACGCACCGUAAAGACAGAAAGCUAUUAAAAGAACACAUCCGAAGUAGUCAAGAUCCCAGAUUGGUUAAAUUCCUUCUGAAAUGGCUUGCUUGAGUGACAUUCAUUCAUGAUGCUGACAAUUGUUGGCACUGAGUGGCACCGAGCUCACCAUACUUUCAGUCUCUGCCUCAAAUGUAACCAAUAAACCCCAACAAUAUUGCAUACCUUCCAUUUAUGAUGUGUUAUUCAGGUA